Messenger RNA from Sinocyclocheilus grahami, 1198 nucleotides. RefSeq lists its product as uncharacterized. The transcript is spliced from 2 exons. The coding region runs from base 20 to 784 and encodes 254 amino acids. Lineage: Eukaryota; Metazoa; Chordata; Actinopteri; Cypriniformes; Cyprinidae. The record is from RefSeq and is a predicted model, not a curated record.
UUUCUACACAACUGUCCAGAUGGGUUGCAGUUGCUGUAGGAUGAUAAAAAGUUACAUCUAUGACCCCUCAGUCCCUGUAGAAGUUCCUGGUCGGAAGCGGGACCCCACCAGCAGCUCUCUAUAUCAAUCUCACCGAUUCCCAGAGGAGGCAGACCACAUUCCCAAGAAGCAGGGCUUCCACAACCUAGCAUACAGCACCCAUCCCAGCCCAACCAAACUCGACAUCGACAACAACCACAUCAACCGGCUCCAUGCUAACAUUCCAGGCGAGCAGAUCCGAUCGAGCCCAGCGGAGGGUGACCCAAGCCUUUACAUCCUCCAGCCCGAGGGCGAGGGGACGCCCAUAAAAGCCGCCCCCACCUUACGCGUCAAUCCGCCCAUACAGAACGAGCCGUUGUUGGGAACGGAACCGGGCAAGCGAGAGGACCGAUUCCGAGACUCUGGGCUGGGCGGCGGAGGCAUAACAGAUGGGACAGAGGGAUCAGAUGGAUAUCCCUAUGGACAGGAAGAUGAAGACGAGGACAGGAAGAGCAGGCUAGCCAGUACUCCGGACACGGCCGAUGAGGAGAGUGUGCUGUCUGUGGAUAAACACACCAGCAGUACGAGCCUCUCCUCAGCAGACACAAAGCUCAUGAUAGAGGACAGAGAAAAGAAAGCGUCCUCGAUCGAGAGAGGAGAGCAAGAGAGAGCGAAAGAGAUGGAUUGUGUGAGCGUCACAGACUCAAUGGUGGCAGAGGCCUUGGCCGCUCUGGAUGCGGCGACUGCGGGAGAGGAUUCUGAGUGACGUCAGGUGGCUCACUAGUUAAUGGUGACUACAUGGGAGAUUUCCAUACUCACUCUCUCACUCACCCUCUAUAUUUGAAUACAGCCAAAUAAUAGCGCUCAUGAAGCUUUCCUGUAGACAGUCUGUAGGUACUUUUAUUUUGAAUGGAAAAAAAUCAAAUGAAGCCUUGAUAACAGGAGCUGCUGCUUGUUUACACAACAAAAACAAACCACUUAUGAGACUUACUUGAGCAAAUGAAGGUCAUGGACAAACUCAAUUCUCAGACCAAACUGAAAGGACUGUUGCGUGAUUUUCCUCAGUGCUGUUGUCUACACAGCAUCAUAAUGAAAUAAGCUCCCUUUCUUAUCGUCAAAUAUUAUUUGUGACCCUGGACCACAAAACCAGUCUUAAGUCACUGGGGUAAUAUUUGUAGCA